Molecule: messenger RNA, 3107 nt
Organism: Daphnia carinata
Lineage: Eukaryota; Metazoa; Arthropoda; Branchiopoda; Diplostraca; Daphniidae
Gene: Mmp1
Product: matrix metalloproteinase-2-like
Exons: 12
Coding region: 130-1932 (600 amino acids)
Biological process (GO): extracellular matrix organization; collagen catabolic process; proteolysis
Cellular component (GO): extracellular matrix
Molecular function (GO): zinc ion binding; metalloendopeptidase activity
Source: RefSeq, a predicted model, not a curated record
CGCCUUUCCGUUUCUUCGUUUCGUAUUUUUCGAACGACAUAAACAUCUAUCCUCCAUGUGCGACAUACAUCGGCGAGAGAUUCGUUUUUAUUACUACACCAGUGCCGUCUAGGAGUAGUUUUUCGAUUGAUGUACAUUGUGAUAUUAAACUUUGUUGGGUGUUCUACAAAAAUGUUGCGCCUCGUGUCGUUGUUGUGCGUCGUGGUAUUGGCGAUCAAUCAUCUCGACGCCGCUCCAGUCUCCACCGACACCCAAGCUAUGAUGUACCUAGCCAGGUUCGGCUACCUAGAUCCGGCGUUACAGAACCCGUCUUCCGGUGCUCUGAUCUCAGGCGAAUCUGUCCGCCGUGCCAUCAUCGAUUUCCAGUCUUUUGCUGGACUGAAUCAAACAGGUAUUUUAGACGGGGAGACAUCGACGUGGAUGAGUAAACCGCGUUGCGGCGUUCGUGAUCGUGUGGGGCCCGGUUCUUCGGCUCGCAGGAAGCGCUACGCUCUUCAAGGGAGCCGUUGGCGCGUAAAACAACUGACUUACAGUAUUACGAAAUACCCGUCAGCCCUCAAGACUGCCGACGUGGACCGAGAGCUUGCCAAAGCAUUUCAGGUGUGGGCGGACGUAACCGAGCUGACCUUCGUCCACCUCAAGACGGGCAAAGUCCACAUCGAAAUCCGUUUUGAAUCCGGAGAGCACGGAGAUGGUGACGCGUUUGACGGCACGGGUGGUACCCUAGCUCAUGCUUACUUUCCAAUUUACGGUGGUGAUGCUCAUUUUGAUGAAUCCGAAACAUGGACAAUCAAUUCUUAUAAAGGAACGAAUUUGUUCCAGGUGGCUGCUCACGAGUUCGGCCACUCGCUGGGACUGUCACAUUCCGACGUCCGCUCGGCUCUGAUGGCGCCUUUCUACCGCGGAUACGAAUCUAGUUUCAAACUGGACAACGACGACAUUGUAGCCAUCCAGCAACUUUAUGGCAAGAAAAAGAAUGUAGCUGUGACCACAGAAACCAGUUUCCGACCCUUCCUGGGUAGGACGACGACACCGCCGGUGACCUUCGACGAUGGCAACCGAGGCAACAGCGAACUGUGCGGAAGCGACGGAAAGAUCGACACUAUAUUCACUGGUCCUGAUAACAAAGCCUACGUUUUCAAAGGCGAAAAGUAUUGGAAAUUGGAAGCUGAGUCUGUAGCUCCGGGUUAUCCACGUAGCAUCCGGGAUGACUGGGAAGGCUUGCCCGGCAAUAUCGAUGCCGCCUUUACAUGGACAAAUGGCCGGACCUAUUUUUUCAAGGGUUCGAGAUAUUGGCGUUACACGAAUUUCCAAUUGGACGCCGACUAUCCGAAAGAUUUGUCCGAAGGAUUCGCUGGCGUGCCGGCCAAUUUCGACACGGCUCUCGUAUGGAGUGGCAACGGCAAAAUCUAUUUCUUUAAAGGGAGCCAAUAUUGGCGCUUCGACCCUCAACAGAAGCCUCCUAUCAAAUCGACCUAUCCUAAGGACAUCUCCAACUGGGAAGGACUACCAAACAGUCUCGAUGCCGCAUUUCAGUUCACCAACGGCUACAGCUAUUUCUUCAAAAACGGCCAGUACUGGCGGUUCAACGACCGCAGCUUCAAGGUGGACGAAGGCCAGCCAGGUUAUCCACGACCGGUUGGUAAGUGGUGGUUUGGAUGUGACGAAAUCAAUUUCAAAUCAGCCAGCAGGCCAGGAGGCUCCAAACUGGCUGUUGAAAGACUCCACGCCAACGACCGUCAAGCUGAUCUGCUCGAUGCUGGUCUGACCCAAUCGGAUAACGACAUCGACAUGUCGGUGGACCAGGUGGCGACAACUUUGCUGCUAACGGAUUCAUUCCAGACGGCCGCCAGUGACGCCAGCACUUUAUCUCUGAGCAACUUGAUUCUAUUCCAUUUGCUGGCGUUCAUCAUUCAACGGAUAACUGCAUAAUAAAGCAGUUUUUCGUUUUGAGUCUGCCUCUUGUGUUUGCCCUCACCACAAGUUUUGCGUUAGCGUGUGAAUACGAAAGUGAACCGAUAGCGCUGCACACACGUCCAUAGACUGGGCUGUUGUGCGCUGUCUUGCAGAGACGAUAGAAGAGAUGAACUGUCUCUUGUGUUUUGCUCCUUGUGUAUAUUCAAUGAUGCCUAUUGUGUGUCUAUUUUAGGGACCAGUGCUAUACACACAGACGCUUGAUCUACCGAGUGUCUGUCCGCAUUACGAUUGUUCUCUCAUAAAUGAUCGAUCGACUCCCCCUUUUUUUUUUUUUUUUUUUUAUACAGUACCGAUUGAGUGCGCGCGUGUGUGUAUACGUCUCGUGUUUUUGUUUUGGGUAGUUGCUUUCAUUUUUCCCUCUUGUGUGUCUCGCGCACUUGUAUCUCGAAUGUAUUGUGUAUAGAACUGUAUAGAACGUCUGCGAAUGAUCGAGCAUCUCUAUUUACACGGCUGUCUAGCCCCCUGCAGUGCGCAAUCCUUUAAAGGUUAAGUGAGGUACGUUAGGAGCGCCAGAAAAAUAAGAGAACAGGGUUAAAGCUUUGUAUUGUGUAAACGUGUCGAUGACUUCAUAUUUUUGACCCCACAAAGAACUCAAGUUAUUUUUUUUUGUUUGUUAUGAGAGGCGCCAUUUUUAUUGAGUAGAUUGUUUUUUUUUUUUUUUUUUAAAUAACGUAUAUGUGUAUGCUAUAAGGAAAUGGAACGACCGCCCGUUUUUAUCAAAGUCACAUGUUUUGUUGGGUCCGUGUGGUUUGAAUGUUGCGCCGGAAGUUUGGGAUGAAAUGUACUCUCGUUUGUAUUUCCGUUCUUGUCUAUUUUUUUUCUUUUCAAUCUUUUUUUCUGUUAACAAAAAAAGAGAAAAGGUCGCAAUGGAUUCAUUGAGUUGGAAUCCGUCGCUUGUAACCGUGACGAUGAUGAUGUCAUACGAAAAUACAUGAAAAGAACGAAAAUUUAUACAUUCAACUACAUCACCAUACACUAUAUACGCGCAUGUAUAUAUAGUAGUAUAUACACAGUCUAUCAAAAGCAUUCACCCUGAACAACAACAGCCUUUCCCCUCGUCCUACCAGAAGGGACUUAAAAAAAAAAAGGAAGAGAAUCAAGAGUUGUGUCUAUUGAUUGCGGUGUGACGG